Messenger RNA from Anoplophora glabripennis (Asian longhorned beetle), 3492 nucleotides. Its product is annotated as high-affinity choline transporter 1. Bases 106 to 1884 code for a protein of 592 amino acids. The record is from RefSeq and is a predicted model, not a curated record. Gene Ontology annotation, cellular component: plasma membrane. NCBI's taxonomy places the organism in Eukaryota, Metazoa, Arthropoda, Insecta, Coleoptera, Cerambycidae. The transcript is spliced from 5 exons. Gene Ontology annotation, molecular function: choline:sodium symporter activity. Gene Ontology annotation, biological process: transmembrane transport; acetylcholine biosynthetic process; choline transport.
UAUAUCAAUCCGAGGCUUUUUAAAUAAUAAAAACAUAGAUAUUAAUGUACUGUAGUGUGUGUUUUGCAGAUAAUAGUUAUUGAAGAAAAAAUUACAGGAUAAAAAAUGAUAAACAUAGCAGGAAUCAUAUCAAUUAUCAUUUUCUACGUUUUGAUUUUGGGCGUCGGUAUUUGGGCAGGAAGGAAAAAAGAGGAGGGGAAUGACUCGGAAGAGGAAGUCAUGCUGGCAGGGAGGAACAUCGGGUUGUUCGUAGGAAUUUUCACAAUGACAGCGACAUGGGUUGGGGGCGGUUACAUCAACGGCACCGCCGAAGCAAUCUACACGUCAGGUCUAGUCUGGUGCCAAGCCCCAUUCGGCUACUCCCUGAGUUUGGUCCUCGGUGGGAUUUUCUUCGCCAACAAAAUGCGCCAACAGGGCUACGUAACUAUGCUGGAUCCCCUGCAGGACUCCUUCGGCGAGAGGAUGGGAGGUCUACUCUUCCUCCCGGCCCUCUGCGGGGAAGUCUUCUGGGCGGCCGGCAUCUUGGCCGCCCUGGGGGCCACUCUGAGCGUCAUCAUAGACAUGGACCACAAUAGCAGCGUCAUCUUCAGCGCCUGCGUGGCGGUGUUCUACACCCUGUUCGGGGGGCUGUACGCGGUGGCCUACACCGACGUCAUUCAGCUGUUCUGCAUCUUCAUCGGCCUCUGGAUGUGCAUACCCUUCGCUUGGACUAAUGAACACGUGGCGUCGCUUUCGUCGAUGGACGUGGAUUGGAUAGGGGAGGUGAAGAAGGAGGAGAUCUGGUAUUACAUAGACUACGGGCUUCUGCUGGUGUUUGGGGGUAUCCCUUGGCAGGUGUACUUUCAGAGGGUGUUGUCUAGUAAGUCCGCUGGGAGGGCGCAGGUCCUGUCGUACGUGGCUGCGUUUGGAUGUGUUGCUAUGGCCAUACCACCGGUUCUUAUAGGGGCUAUUGCCAAAGGAACAGCAUGGAACGAAACAGGCUACAAAGGCCCUUACCCCCUAACAGUGGAGGAGACCAGCAUGAUCCUGCCCAUGGUUCUGCAGUACCUCACGCCGAGCUUCGUCUCCUUCUUCGGACUAGGAGCCGUGUCCGCAGCUGUCAUGUCAUCUGCCGAUUCGAGCGUCCUCUCGGCUAGCUCCAUGUUCGCAAGGAACGUCUACAAGUUGAUAUUCCGACAAAAGGCGUCCGAAAUGGAGAUCAUCUGGGUCAUGAGGGUCUCCAUUUUGAUCGUCGGCUUUCUGGCUACCGUGAUGGCACUAACUAUACCCUCUAUAUACGGCUUGUGGUCCAUGUGUUCCGAUUUAGUCUACGUAAUACUCUUCCCCCAACUACUCAUGGUGGUUCACUUCAAGGAAUACUGCAAUACCUACGGUAGCCUAGCAGCCUACAUCAUAGCUUUCCUCGUGAGGGUCUCCGGAGGGGAACAGUUGAUGAACCUAGACCCCAUCAUAAAGUACCCGGGCUGGGACGAAGAGAACCAAAGACAACUGUUCCCUUUCAGGACUCUAGCAAUGUGCAUGUCUCUAGUAACCCUCGUGGCGGUGUCCUGGUGGACCAAAUGGGUGUUCGAAUCCGGUAGACUCGCGCCUGGGUACGAUUUUUUCCAUUGCGUGGUGAACAUUCCAGAGGAUAUCCAAAGAGUCGGGGAUCCUCUGGAGGAAGGCGAACAGAUGUCCGUGAUGGCAUCUGGAGCGAUGGGAAAGCUUUACGGAGCCGCCACUUUGGUGGGGAAAGACGAAAGGAACGGUAGGAUCAAUCCGGCCUUGGAGGCGGACGAUGAUAUUCCCGCUUCGGAGGUGGAUAAGUUGAGGGAGUCCAUAGGCAGCGGAGGGGGUAUUAGGUCGGUCACCAACCCAUCGGAUAACUCUCAGACAACGCUAUGAGGCUAGUAAGGUGUUUUUGGUCUCGCAAUAAGUCAAUAUAGUUUUUUGCGUUAGGUGCUACUUAGGAUAAUAACUGCUGGAUCAGUUAUUCUUUUAGAUUGGUUGUGGGUCGAGGUAGUUGACAAAUUGGUGGGUUAUUUUUUUAGGUUACUAGCAAAAUAUUUUGUUAAAAAUUUAUUUUUCCUGCCGAAUCUUUGUCGUUAGUACACAAAUAUUUUUGCAUCGAACUCUACCCAGGAUGAUAGUUGUAUCAAAGAGUAUUACUGAAAUAUUAUUAACUGUACAGAAAAAUAUACUUCUCAAUUUUUUUUUUAGAUUGCUUUAGAAGUGAAAUUAUUAAUAUUUUUGUAGCGAUAAUGUUUAGGAAAUAGUCUAUAGCUACGAAUUGUUCUAGUAAUGCUCUGAAGUUUCCUAAUGGAGGUUAAAUUGUUGUUACUAUUUACUAUACAGGGUGUAGCGUUGGAUGGGGUCAUAUUUAUAAGGAAGCUGCCUUUUCGAAAAAAACGUAUAAGUUUGUUUUGAAAACCCGAUAAACCGAAAAGAUGCUAAAAUAAAGCGUUGGCAUUUUCUGAUAAGCGCACACAUGCGAGUUCGGGAGCUGCCCGGUAACGGCGUAGACAAGAGUUUAAAUGCGGUAUAAGGCUGACCCCCACCUAAGUAUCACCCCGUAUAUCUCGGAUAAGGAGGAGUGAAAAAUAGGAUAUUAGAUAACUUGUUGAUAAGUGAAUCCGCGAUACCCUUAUUGCUCUCGCUGUUGUUUUGUUGUCGAUAAGAGAAAAUUCUUUAUGUGGAAAAUAUGGAUAGAGAUGUUGAUUUUUCGCAUUCUGUGUUUUAAAUUUAAAUCAUAUAUCGAUGUGUAAUAAUUGUGGUGAAACAAUAACUAGAGUACACGUAUAUAUUUACUUGUAAUCCUACCCGUAUACUUCUCGCAGAGGUAAAAGACUAAAUAAAUACUCAUACAUAUCAGACAGAACAUAUCAUUUUAUAUAAUAUAGAGAGAGAAUUAUUGGAGAACGAAUACAAAUGAGCUUAGGAAUAACAUUUAAUUUCACUUCUGCAGGGGAAUUAUACUAAUUGAUCGGAUUCUCAGGAGUACCUGCUCUUGUACCAGGAGAACGACCACUUAGGAUAAUUUUUCUUUGGAGAAGAAUUCAUCAGUAUUCCACAAUUCACUUGUACAUAGUUAAUAAACAGAUAAGUUUUGUUUCUGGGCGCAUGUAAAACACUUUGUUUGUUUCCGAGCACAACAAAUUUCUUCGAGGACCGUAGUGAAAAAAAAAGAUAUCUCUCUGUUACGAAUUAUUUGACAUUUAAAUGAUUAUUUACCAAAGUAGAAAUCAAAUUCCAGCUUACUCGGCCUUAAGAAUUAUUUCUGACAGAUCCCGGCUGGAAUUUGGUUCUUAAAAAUUUCCCUAGGUGUGGUUACCCUACUUUUUAGAAACUGUAUAGGAUGUAUUCUAGGAAACUGUUAAUUAUGACCACUAUUGUUAAUGUUUAUCUAUAGUCUAUAGUUUCGAUAAAUACGAGAAGAUAUAUUUGGUAUGUUGUGUACACAAAAACUGAACGAUAGACAGGUUCAUCUUCGUCUAGUCCUUGCUAAAUACUCAG